Molecule: messenger RNA, 845 nt
Organism: Lates calcarifer (barramundi perch)
Lineage: Eukaryota; Metazoa; Chordata; Actinopteri; Centropomidae
Exons: 7
Coding region: 50-673 (207 amino acids)
Source: RefSeq, a predicted model, not a curated record
UGAACAUACUGUUCAUUACAUGAACUUACUCUGAACACAGCUGCACAAGAUGUCUGCAGAGCUCUACACUGCAAGUGGACCAGGUGGGAAAAAUCUUCAAGGCACCACAGUUGGGGGCAGCAAACCUUUACAUCGCUUCAUUAAGGGCCAACCCAAGAUUACUGGCAUCAUUGUGCUGGUCUUGGGCGUGUCCUUCUUUGUCAUUUCCAUUGCAGUUACGGGAGACAGUACUUAUCAUCCUGUAUGGCUAUGGACAACCAUCCCGCCUGGCUUCUUGCAGGGAACACUGUUCAUCAUAUGUGGGAUUCUGUAUAUUGUGACAGAGCACAAUCCGACCAAGAAAACAGUCACUGUAUCAUUGGCUCUGAGUAUUGUGACAAUACUGGGGACAUGUUGGACUCUCUUGCACAUCCUGCCUGAAUUAGGACACAGCCACUACUAUAGGUACUAUGAGUUUAUAGAAGAGAAUAUGACAGAGAUCGAUGAUGCAGCAUGGUCAUCACAUUAUGAGGCCAUGGGGGUGACGAUCGAGGCGAUCUUUGUAUUCUACAGUUUUGUUGGAGGAAUUAUUUUCAUUGUAAUGUCAACUCUAGCCGGGGCUGCCCUGCGUUCCACAAAGAGUCAGGCUAUUGUAGUGAUGACCACUAUGGCAGCUGAAACUCCAGUUGAAUGACGAGCACAAGACUGAAGUGGGCAGAAAAGAAAUGUGAAGCAUACAGUAACAACAAAGUAUAUCUCUUUGUGGGUACAACAUGAUACCUGAAUGAUACCUAAAUAUCAACCAGCUCUCACUAGGAUGUUGUGGUCAUUGUUUAAAAUACAAUACAGGUCCUAUGUAUGUGUGA